Molecule: messenger RNA, 1668 nt
Organism: Trichoderma aggressivum f. europaeum
Lineage: Eukaryota; Fungi; Ascomycota; Sordariomycetes; Hypocreales; Hypocreaceae
Exons: 1
Coding region: 1-1668 (555 amino acids)
Source: RefSeq, a predicted model, not a curated record
AUGGCAGACAUGACAUCGAAUACGCAUGUCGGCUCCGCCAACCUCAAAGGCAACGCAAAAGCCCAUAUUGGAAACGUGGUGAACAUCUACCAGACGGAAGACCGCUGCCUUUCCGACCUGCGAAUCACCGAUCCCCGCGACGAUAAAACUCGCAUCGCGGCUACAAAAGGAGGUCUACUUGAAGAUUCAUACGGUUGGAUCCUCGAGCACAGCGACUUUCGACAAUGGCGCGACGACGAACAGAGUCGACUGCUCUGGAUAAAGGGCGAUCCCGGCAAGGGCAAGACGAUGUUGCUCUGCGGUAUCGUUGAUGAGUUAACGCCCCGAACGAGACUCGAAGAUAGAGAAGCCAACACAAUAUUAUCCUACUUCUUCUGCCAGGCCGCCGACGAGCGCAUCAACAGCGCCACAGCCGUGCUGAGAGGUCUCAUCUACUUGAUUGUGGAACAACAGCCGCCGCUUGUAUCACACAUACAGAAAAAAUAUAAACAUGGAGGAGAAGAUAUUUUCAAAGAUGUGAAUGCAUGGUCUGCAUUAUCAACAAUUCUCUUAAAUAUCUUAGAAGAUACAAGCUUAAAGCAGACUUAUGUGAUCAUUGACGCACUUGAUGAAUGCGUAACCGAUUUACCAAAGCUGCUUGACUUUAUCAACACGAAAUCCGCCCUCCUUUCCCGCGUCAAAUGGAUAGUGUCUAGUCGUAACUGGCCUGACAUUGAGGAGCGUCUCGAUUCUUCUGCUCAGCAAAUGAGGCUCUGUCUAGAGCUUAAUGAAAAAUCUAUCUCAGCGGCCGUCAAUACAUAUAUCAAACACCAAGUCAAACAGUUGGCGCAGAAAAAGAAAUUCAGCAACGAAACAAAGGAUACUGUUCAGCGCUAUUUGUCUUCCAACUCCAAUGAUACUUUCCUUUGGGUGGCAUUAGUCUGCCAGAAUCUAGAGAAAAUGUCACUGCAAAAUAUCCUCGCAAAGCUAAAGGAGUUCCCACCUGGACUCGAUGCUUUAUACGAGAGGAUGGUGAAGCAAAUACAUGACCUGGAGGAUGUCAGUGAUACUAAAUUUUGUUGUCAGAUCCUUGCGACCGUGUUGCUCGUAUAUCGGCCUGUUACAAUGGCUGAGCUUGGCUCUCUUGUUGAUUCCCCGGAAAAUAAUUUUACAGAUGUUGAGUCAAUCCAUAGGGCAAUAGGACUCUGUGGCUCAUUUCUCACAGUGAGAGACAGCCAAGUCUAUGUUAUCCACCAGUCAGCCAAGGAUUACUUGAGUGACAAGGCACUAUCUACUACCUUCUUUCCGGGUCCCGCCGAUGUUCACAACCACAUCUUCUUGCGGUCUAUUCAAACUAUGUCCGUCACAUUACGGCGGAAUAUGUAUGAUUUAUCUUCUCCUGGGCUCUCGAGAAAUGAAAUUAAAGCACCAGAUCCGGAUCCGCUAAGCGGCAUACGUUAUUCUUGUAUCUAUUGGGUCGACCAUUUCUGUGAUAUACACAGCAGUAAUUGCCAAUCUCAGAAUAAAGUUGACGAUGAGUCGUUUCAAUCGGUCUUCCUAUUCCUUCGAAAGUACUUCCUGUACUGGCUUGAGGCUUUAAGCCUCAUGGGAACUAUUCAAGAUGGCAUUGUUUCCAUGGCGAGGUUGGAGGAUCUGUUGAGAGUAAGUUUGUACCGCCAAAACAACUAA